UACUCACCCUGCAGACCAAAUACCGUUCGAUUAAAGAAAAACUAUCGUUUUAAAGACAUUUUAAAUGUUAUUACCUAUACCGUGCCAUGUUAUAAAUUUUCAUGUUAAUAUUUUUCUUGAGUUAUUUUCUUAGUGGCAGCACUGAUCGUUCCAAGUAAAAAUUCAAACCGCCAUUCUUGAUAAAUCUACUCUACUGCCUCAUCGAUGCAGGUAUAUGUGAACGAUUGAAAUGAUUCGAUUAUACGCCACGUCAUUAUGUUGCCUUCCAGAACAAAUUAUUCAGCAAAAGACACUCCUUACUGCAAGUUUUGUGUGAUAGAUAGUGUGGCUUACAGAACGCAAACAGUAUGUCCUUCAAUUUCGGUAGCUUGCCACUAAAAAUAGUGCAGUUAAUAUUCGAACACCUCACGCUGGAUGACCUCCUUAGUGCCAGUUUGGUUUGCCGUGAAUGGUACAGUGCGACAGACGCAUUCAUAACCCAGAAAGGCUGGCUUGCACUCCAGUUGGACCAGCCCAACAUUCUCACCAAGCUGGAAGGGAUUCGACGUAGAUACUCCAAUCUUCUGCUAUCCAUGGUUCCCUCGUUUGGCGAACUUUUGCUCAUAAUAGAUGUUUGCGCCGAAAAAUUCAACCUUCGGAGGUUAAAAAUUAACAGGACUUCGAUCGAUAACAUUUGGUCCAUGUUUUUUCUGCUGGGUGAUUUUAAAACUUGGGUGAACAAUCUGGAUGAAGUGCACAUUUUGCUAGAUCAUCGAUUUUUGCAAAACGACAACCAUAUAACCGGCCGAAAGAUGCAAUACGAGAUACAGUUGACCGCAGCAAGAUGCUUGCACUGGAGUGAGAUUCAUACAGGGAAAAGAAACAGGGCCAUAACCGUGUUUGCCCCUCGUCUAAAAUUAGUGUCUAUUAGCGACAGUAUCGAUAGUAUAUUUGAUCUUGAACUGCCUGACUGUCAUUCUCUGGAAACAUUAGAAUGCACUUUAUAUAAGAAAAAAUUUGAGAAUCUUUACAAAGCAUCUUUCGAACAUCUAACUACACUUGUUUUACGCAUACACUAUACUGUUCAAGAUGUACAUUUUUUACACGCAUUGACCAAACUGAAGUGGCUUACAUUGUCAGUUAAGUUCGAUAAAAGACUAUUGGAGACACUGUUUGUAGAAACAACGAAUGCAAUCAAUAGUUGCUCGGAUCUGGAAGGUCUACAGCUAAUUAUAAUGGGAGACACCGCUUCUUCAAGCAUCAAUCUGUACCGCUUGUCUGAAUCGCUACCACGACUGAAACAGCUCGAACUGAACAAUAUGUACUUGAGCUGCGCUGGAAAUACAUCACUCUUUGACCAAUUAAUCACCUUCAAACUCGUUAACGUAAAACUAAAGGAAGACGACGACAUUCUAGAAAUGAGCUAUCCAUCUCUGCAGACAAUAUCGUUAAAUGUGAAGCUGCUCCCUAGCGUGAAUCUUCUCUCAUCAAAAAAAGUAGAACUUUUCGUGAAUGUAGAUUCGCUUGAUCUAGCUGAGUCUGUAGAUUUGUACUUGAAUCCGUUUUUGAAUCAGUUCUAUUCAAAUAUCCGUACCCUUACUCUGUUCAAAUCUGGUGGCUCUAACACUAGAGUGGAUUCAGUGUGUCCCCGAAACGCUUUGGGAGUGCCACAACUGAAUCUCAUCAAUAUGACUGUCUCUCUAGAGAUCCUGGAAAUCAUCGCCAGUUCAGGAAAUUUGACACAUCUCACCCUCUCGAAAUGUUUGCUCAGUAUUCAGGAAACAUUCCGAAUGGUGCUUCUCAAAAACUUGCAUGUGUUAGAGGUCAGGCAGGUGCAAUUGAGUGAUCGUAAGGAGGUACUUUUUCCUUUAUUGACAAACAACCGGGAGGAACUUAGAGGACGAUUGCAAAACGGGUCCAUCUGGUUCAAUACAGCUGGGGAUGACGAUGGUCUAUCUGAUUCGAGUUGCGGACCAGCGAAUAGAAAAUAAACCCGCUAUAAGGAUCCAACAUGAAUUCAUCGUGCAUUGCAAACAGCUUCGUUCUUUCGUCAUAUUACGAAAUAAAUUAAAUGUAAACUAGUUUUAAGUAAUCUCGUUCUAGGGCGGUCUACUGUCAAAGGAACUUGAGGAAUUCUUCGACUAACUAUAAAAAGCACAAUUAAAUUCGUUAAAUAUAUGUGGUGAUUUGUGAAUAAAACCGAGAAGUCUCUGAACUAA
This is a messenger RNA of Armigeres subalbatus, 2198 nucleotides long. RefSeq lists its product as uncharacterized. The record is from RefSeq and is a predicted model, not a curated record. Gene Ontology annotation, molecular function: protein binding. The transcript is spliced from 2 exons. Lineage: Eukaryota; Metazoa; Arthropoda; Insecta; Diptera; Culicidae. Bases 348 to 1970 code for a protein of 540 amino acids.